This is a messenger RNA of Pseudomyrmex gracilis, 1825 nucleotides long. RefSeq names its product growth hormone-regulated TBC protein 1-A-like. The transcript has 7 exons. NCBI's taxonomy places the organism in Eukaryota, Metazoa, Arthropoda, Insecta, Hymenoptera, Formicidae. Bases 211 to 1227 code for a protein of 338 amino acids. The record is from RefSeq and is a predicted model, not a curated record.
AUUGACACUUUGCGUGUGUGUGUGUGUGUGUGUGUGCGCGACGCGAUCAAAAACGCACAGGGUGGUUCGCGCGUAUAAAUUUUCUCGAUUAUGAGUCGCGCGCGCCGAUAAGAACAAUUUCGUGGGCGUUGCGACUGAAAAGUACGCGGCGACUGAUACGCACAUGCGAUCGUAGAUACGCACGAUACCCCAAAGGAAUUUACGCAGGGCAUGGCAAGUUCAUGCUUCAGUGGGGUGGACGAAUAUGGUUUUGAACGGCCGCGCGAUUUCGAUUAUGAAACCUAUGAGGAUUUCAUGUCGGAGUACCUUAAGGUUCUCGCAAAAAUGGCCAAGAGAUGGGCGAAGAUCAUCGGCGAGGGAAAGUCGCCGCAGCGAAGCAUCACCAUAAAGAAGUACGUUCGCAAAGGGAUUCCGGCGGAACAUAGAGGAUUGGUAUGGCUCGCUGUGAGUGGCGGAGAAGACAUGAGAAACGCGUCGCCGGAUCUCUAUCAGAAGCUGUUACUGUCUCCGCACAAUGCGGAAAUAACCGAGAUCAUAAAAACCGAUCUCCCGAGAACGUUUCCGGAUAAUAUAUUUUUUAAUAACACAGAAAAUCAGCAGCAUCAAUUGUACAACGUGCUGCUGGCGUUUGCUCAUCAGAACAAAACUGUUGGAUAUUGUCAGGGCCUAAAUUACAUAGCCGGGUUGCUGUUGCUCGUGACGAAAAGCGAAGAGACAGCGUUCUGGUUGUUGAAAGUAUUAAUUGACAAAAUCUUGCCAGAUUAUUACACACGCACCAUGGACGGUCUUCUCACCGAUAUUGACGUGCUCGCGGAAUUAGUAAGAAUCAAAAUACCUGAUGUAUAUCAACAUGUAACAAACCUGGGAUUACCUUGGCCAGUAAUCACAACAAAGUGGUUUGUGUGCUUGUUUGCUGAAGUUUUACCCAUCGAGACUACCUUACGUAUUUGGGAUUGUCUUUUCUACGAGGGCACAAAGAUCAUCUUUCGUGUCGCUUUAACGCUCAUAAAGAGAAACAGAGCCAAUCUGUUGGCCUGUCAGGAUUUCGCGUCGUUGGCUGACUGCUUCAAGGAAAUCACGAAAGACAGUAUUGUUUUACGAUGUCACGACUUUAUGCAGAGUAUUUUCAAAGUACCUGGAUCACUGCCUGGUAGCACGAUAGCGAAGUUACGGACGAGAGUAACGCAAGCGCGCGCGGAACAAAAGCAGGACAAACUAGGACGAUAGUGAUUUACAAUGAUCAAGUGUUUUUGCACAUUACACCGAGAUAUAUUCUAGUCUUUUUUUUAUUCACCUGUAUUGUUUUGUUAAAUUGUAUUUUUUUCGCAUAAGUGUUCUAUAUUUUAUUAUUGUACAUACAAAUGUUUAUGUAACGUAAGAAGAAUGCAUAGACGUAAGACUUUACUCAAUUUUACAUAUACAUUAUAAUAUUGUAUAUACAAACUAUAUUGAAGGAUAAGAUAUAAAAAAGUGUCAAAAAUUAUAUUAUUAAAGCGUAAUUGUGAUACAAACUAGAAUGCGAAAGUUACAUAGUAUUGUGAUAAUUGUAAAGAGAAAAUGAGAGUAUUAGUGUUAAUUCUGAGAAAAAAAAAAAAAGAGCAAUAUAUUAUAUACACAUAUAUCAGUUACAUUAUUUAGUUAUAUUCAGCGCCUUUAAUUCUUUCUAGAAAUUUUACCAGUAGAUCUUCCGUAGGACUUUAAUCCAAAUGUUAAGGGAAUCAUGAAGGAGACAUCGAAAUUCUUAUAAAUGACUAUAAUAAGAUGUACUAAAAAUAAUUUUAUUUAUUUAUAGAACGAAGUAUACAUUCAUAUGUAUAUAUAUAUA